Syzygium oleosum is the source of this 1791-nucleotide messenger RNA. RefSeq names its product cytochrome P450 89A2-like. Lineage: Eukaryota; Viridiplantae; Streptophyta; Magnoliopsida; Myrtales; Myrtaceae. Bases 39 to 1595 code for a protein of 518 amino acids. Gene Ontology annotation, molecular function: heme binding; iron ion binding; oxidoreductase activity, acting on paired donors, with incorporation or reduction of molecular oxygen, NAD(P)H as one donor, and incorporation of one atom of oxygen. The transcript has a single exon. Gene Ontology annotation, cellular component: membrane. The record is from RefSeq and is a predicted model, not a curated record.
CAGACUCACUCAAAGACUCGAAGUCGCUGUGGCAGAAGAUGGAUCUCUGGUUCCUCGUAGUCGUCACCCUCUCCGUCGCCGCCCUCCUCAGAGCCACCGUCAACCUCCUCUCCUCCGCCGCCAAGAAGAAGAGCCUCCCGCCGGGCCCCCUCACCUUCCCGGUCAUUGGCAACUUAGAAUGGCUCGGCAAGUCCUUGUUGGAGCUCGAGUCCGUCCUCCGCCCCCUCCACGCCCGCCACGGCCCGAUGGUCACCCUCCAUGUCGGCCCCCGCCCCGCCGUCUUCGUCUCCUCCCGGUCCCUCGCCCACCAGGCCCUCAUCCACCGCGGCGCUGUCUUUGCCGACCGCCCACCGCCUCCAGUCGCCACCCGCAUCCUCACCUCCAACAAGCACAUCAUCAGCUCCUCCUCCUAUGGCCCCACUUGGCGCCUCCUCCGCCGGAACCUCACGGUGGAGAUCCUCCGUCCCUCCCGCCUCCGCUCCUACUCCGGCGCCCGCGCUUGGGUACUCGACAUCCUCGUGGCGGAGCUCAAGUCCCAGCCAGGCGGCAUCGUCCGUGUGGUUGACCACUUCCAGUACGCCAUGUUCUGCUUGCUGCUCUUCAUGUGCUUUGGAGCCAAGAUCGAGGAGAAGCAGAUUAAGCAGAUUGAGGAGGUUCACCGACGGUUGCUGCUGGAUAUUCGGCGGUACGACGUGCUCAAUAUCUGGCAGCCGCUGAGCAAGCUCGUGCUGCGGAAGCGGUGGAAGGAGUUCUACGAGCUCUUGGAGAAUCGGAAACGCGUCCUCGUUCCGCUCAUCCGAGCUCGAUCCAAGGCCAAGCGAGAGCAACUGAGCAAAGCCAAGGAGGAUGGGAACAACGGCGAUGGCGAUUGGAUCCUAUCUUACGUGGACACGCUCCUGGACCUGGAGCUGCCGGAGGAGAAGAGGAAGCUGGAGGAGGACGAGCUGGUGAGCCUUUGCUCGGAGUUCCUCAAUGCUGGCACGGACUCGACAUCCACGAUGCUGCAGUGGAUCUUGGCGAACCUGGUAAAGUACCCAGAAAUCCAAGAGCGGCUCUACGAUGAAGUCAAAUCAGUCGUGGGACAAGGGGCGGAACAAGUGAAGGAGGAGGACCUGCGGAGGAUGGGCUACCUGAAGGCGGUGGUGCUGGAGGGAUUGCGCCGCCACCCGCCGGCGCACUUGGUGGGGCACGCGGUGACGGAGGACACGGAGCUGGGCGGGUACGUGAUCCCCAAGGACGGGAGCAUCAACUUCAUGGUGGCGGAGAUGGGUUGGGACCCGGUAGUCUGGGAGGACCCGAUGGUGUUCAAGCCCGAGAGGUUCUUGAACUGUGGCGGGGGCGGGGAAGCCGGUGAGUUCGACAUCAGGGGGAGCAGGGAGAUAAAGAUGAUGCCGUUUGGGGUGGGGAGGAGGAUGUGUCCCGCGCAUCAGCUCGCGAUGCUCCACUUGGAGUACUUCGUGGCGAACUUGGUGUGGCUGUUCCAAUGGCGGAUGGUGGCGGGCGAGGAGGUGGACCUGUCGGAGAAGCAGGAGUUCACCGUAGUGAUGAAGAACCCUUUGAGGGCUCAGAUUUGUCCCAGGAAUUUGGGCACCUGAACUUGGGAAAAUGUCUGUAUGUAAUUGGACUUGGCAGGCGAACCUCCGAGGUGUUUGCGAAAAUUCCUGAAUUACGGCCCCGUUAGCUUAGCAAGGUUCUUGGACUUAUUUGAUUGGGGAUUCUCGUCUUUAUUUUCAUUUUUUUUUUAGAAUCCUUAAGAAAAUGGAGGAUGGGUUUUAUCAAAAUAUAAAAUAA